GUUUCAUUGGAGCAAAUACGAACACAUAUCCUAUCUAAUUUCGCUAAUUGUGAACACGUUCAAUUUCUUGGGGAAGAAGUUCGGUAUUAUUAGAAGCCUACGAGACACACCACCCCUCUUGAGCACUACAAUCUGGUAAAUCCUAGGUCUGGGUGUAUCGUACUUUCCUCCAUACUUCAUUAAGAAGAACCGUGGCAUUACUGUAACUAACUGACGGCCAUUUUGCUGCUUAACGACUGUUUGGUAAAGUACGGAUUACGUCUUUCCAGCUUGGUCCAUCGUGGGGCACUAUGAGAAGAUUCUUCAGUAGCAGCGAUAAUGAUGGACCUGAUAUUCCAAUGAAGGUGCUGGAUAGCUCAAGGGACAGAAAGAAGUUGUCUUCACGUUCCUUCGGCAAUUCCCGGUUUUCGUUCGAUGAAAAUGAGGCCGAGUCGUUAUUGAUACAAGAAGACACGAUUUCACACAUUUCGGACACUAAAGACCGAUUGGAUACUCGCACUGUAUAUGUUGGUCAAUCUUCUCCAGAGUUUUGUGGAAAUGCUAUGGUCAAUACCAAGUACAAUGCAUUUACAUUUUUGCCUAUCUGUCUCUAUGAACAGUUUAAAUACUUUUACAACAUGUAUUUCCUUCUGGUUGCACUUUCACAGCUUGUACCCCAACUUAAGAUCGGCUACAUGUCCACUUACAUCGCUCCUCUGUUAUUUGUUUUGGCUAUUACCCUAGCAAAGGAGGCUAUCGAUGAUUUGAAGCGUAAGCGGAGAGACAUCGAGGCUAAUUCUGAAAUUUAUGAAAUUAAUGGUCGCUCUCUUUCUGCAAAAGAUAUUCGGGUCGGCGAUGUUGUACGCGUAGAAAAAAACCAACGGGUACCGGCCGAUUUGAUUUUACUGGAAACAACGUCUGGCGAAGAAGCUUUCAUUCGUACUGAUCAGUUGGAUGGUGAAACUGACUGGAAACUACGCGUUCCUUGUUCUAAUCAACAUGAUCAAGGUGUAUUAGGUUGUCGAUGUUCCCAUGAAAAGCGUUCACGAAUUCUACGGAACAUUUAUGCUAGAUGAACAUCAGGUUCCCCUUUCCGUUGACAACACGCUCUGGGCUAAUACUAUCCUUGCAAGUGAUCCAGUGUACGGAGUUGCAAUUUAUACAGGGUAAAGAUACACGUCAAUCAAUGAAUAGCUCAAAAGCAAGAACGAAGUCUGGCCGCCCUAGAGACGAAAUUAAACUUCAUUUCCAAGGUGCUUUGCGGUGUCGUUUUUUUAUUCUAUGCAUCGUUUUGACUGUUCUUCAAGGAUUGGCGGGGGACUGGUACAUUUCUGUCUUUCGUUACCUCAUUUUAUUUUCCAGCAUUAUUCCAAUCAGUUUACGUGUAAACUUGGACAUGGCCAAGGUGGUCCAUUCUCGUAACAUUGAACGGGAUCCUGGCAUGCAUGGAACUGUCGUGCGUACUACAAAUAUCCCGGAAGAGCUGGGUCGUAUAGAGUUUUUGUUGACCGACAAAACGGGAACUCUCACUCAAAAUGACAUGGAGUUGAAACGGCUGCAAAUUGAAACCAUGGGCUUUUCAGGAGAUUCAAUGGACUAUGUGCAAGCUUGUUUGAGUGAAGGUGCUGAAGGUGAUUACGAUCCCACCGAUACCAAGAGUAUCGUUCGUAAUACUGUGCUCGCCCUUGCUCUCUGUCAGAAUGUAACGCCCACAACUAAUUUGGAUGGUACGAUAUCGUAUCAAGCUGCGAGUCCUGAUGAAAUUGCCAUUGUUCGUUGGACUAGUUCAAUUGGACUUGUUUUAAAUCAUCGGGAUAGGCAUUCAAUGACCCUGAACGAUAGAGUCUACUCCAUCCUUCAGAUAUUUCCGUUCAAGUCAGAAAACAAGCGAAUGGGUAUUGUUAUCAAGUCACCCGAAGGUCGCAUCUGUUUUUAUCUUAAAGGCGCUGAUGUUGUGAUGCAGAAAAUCGUGAAACCUAACGUUUGGCUGGAAGAGGAGUGCGGUAACAUGGCACGAGAAGGACUGCGAACAUUAGUUAUUGCUCGGAAACAGCUUACGGAGUCGGAUUAUGCCAGUUUUCUGAAAGAAUACAACGAAGCAUCACUCAUUCUUGGCGAUCGCCGGGAAGGGGCGAUGUCAGAAGUCGUUGGGCGUUACCUUGAAUGCGACAUGGAUUUGCUUGGCCUUACUGGUGUUGAAGACAAACUGCAAAAGGAUGUCCGUGUAACACUUGAGCUCUUGCGAAAUGCAGGAAUUAACAUUUGGAUGCUUACUGGUGACAAGGUUGAAACGGCCCGUUGUAUUGCCGUAUCAUCAAGAUUGGUUUCUCGCGGACAGUACAUUCACACGGUAACUCGUCUUUCAUCUCGUGAAGAUGCCUACAAUCAUUUGAAUGUUAUGAAGGAAAGCCCUAAUUGUGCCCUACUGGUUGAUGGUGAAUCUUUGGACUACUUUUUAGAAUUUAUGAAGGAAGACUUCAUUUUAACGGCCUCUGGUCUUCCAGCCGUUGUUGCAUGCCGAUGCACUCCUACACAGAAGGCAGAAAUUACAAAGCUUAUUCGACAUGUAUGUCAAGCUCGUGUUUGCUGCAUCGGAGACGGUGGUAAUGAUGUGAAUAUGAUUCAAGUCGCAAACGUCGGUGUUGGAAUUAUGGGCAAAGAAGGACAGCAAGCAAGUCUUGCUGCUGACUUUAGUAUCCAUGAAUUCAGCCAAUUGUCCAGGUUACUUGUUUGGCAUGGACGUAUCAGCUAUAAGCAAACUUCAAAGCUUGCCUUAUUUAUUAUCCACAGAGGUUUAAUUAUUUCCGUUUGUCAAGCUGUUUACAGCGUAAUCUCAAAGUUUGAGCCCAUUGCUUUGUUUCAAGGCAUGCUUCUUGUGGGUUAUUCCACCAUUUACACUAUGUUGCCCGUAUUCUCGAUUGUGUAUGACAGAGAUGUGAACGAAAAGCUGGCCUUUUUGUUUCCUGAAUUGUACAAAGAGAUGCGGGAGAACCUUUCAUUCAGCUUAUCAAAGUUUUUGACAUGUGCCGCAGUAAGCGUUUACCAGGGAAUUGUUAUUCAGCUGUUUACCUAUCUGUUAAUUGGAUUCGCCGACGAAGGAAAGAUGCUUUCCGUUUCGUUUACGUGUUUAAUAUUAAAUGAAUUAAUAAUGGUCGCUUUACAGAUAAACAGAUGGGACACGACAAUUAUUAUGGCUGAAUUAUUGACACUACUCAUGUACAUUCUAAGUAUACCCUUUUUGGCGGACUACUAUGAUUUAUCAUUUCUCUUGGAAGCAAAGUUUUAUUGGAGUUCGUUUAUCAUUCUUUUCACUAGUUUGAUGCCAGUAUGGACCAUUAAGACAAUUACUCAACGAUUGAAGCCUCCUAGUUAUGCCAAACUUCAACGCUAGCGAAGAAGAAACCCAUCCUUACAUCUUUAUAUGUGACAAAGUGAAUAAGUCUCUUCAUCGUGUUCAUGGACUGGUUCCGGUUUACGAUUAACCUUGAGAGACAUGGUCGAUUGCAUAGUUUUGGGUAAGUGUAUGUUUUUCGUACCUCAAGAAAAAUGUACUAUCAAAUCAAAGUCACGCUUUCUUGCCGUAUGCUUCAGCAUCACCCGUGCAAGGCAUCAAUUUGUCUAAGGCUUGUUUGUACCAAGUGUUCUGAGAUGAAUCUAAAGAAUCCAAUGUUUUAACAAAUGACUCAACCAAGUUCUGUUGACAAGCCGUUUCUCGUAUCAGCAUAAGGCGUAGUAGACGUAGACAUUGUUGUUGAAUAUAAUCGAAUAGACGAGUAACAUCAAAAUAGUCUUCAAAAAAGAGGACUGUCCCGUUCAGUUCUUCCUUUCCCAUUGGAGCGCGGCUCCGUUCUACCGCCAAUUCAUGAAGAUCAGUUAGUCCCAGGUUCUCAAUUGUUUGUAGUAAAAACUGAAAUUCAUUCGUGA
Molecule: messenger RNA, 3903 nt
Organism: Schizosaccharomyces japonicus yFS275
Lineage: Eukaryota; Fungi; Ascomycota; Schizosaccharomycetes; Schizosaccharomycetales; Schizosaccharomycetaceae
Product: P-type ATPase
Exons: 3
Coding region: 1376-3370 (664 amino acids)
Biological process (GO): phospholipid transport; lipid translocation
Cellular component (GO): Golgi membrane; membrane; endosome membrane
Molecular function (GO): ATP hydrolysis activity; magnesium ion binding; ATP binding
Source: RefSeq, a predicted model, not a curated record